AUGAACUAUUUAAAAGUUUUGUACAAUGUAUUAGCCAAAGUUGUACCACUUUACAUGGCAAUGAUAUUAGCCUAUGGUUCAGUAAAACGGUGGAAACUAUUCACACCAGAUCAAUGUUCAGGAAUCAACAAAUUUGUAUCACUUUUUGUAGUUCCAUUUUUCAGUUUUCAUUUUAUUUCAAUAAACAAUCCUUAUUCUAUGAAUUUUCACUUCAUUUUAGCAGAUUCUCUCCAGAAACUUCUAAUCUUAUUCACCCUUUUCCUUUCUUCUAGAUUCAGUUCAAGGGUUUCUCUAGAAUGUUCUAUUACCCUAUUUUCCCUUUCUACUCUUCCAAACACACUUGCAGUAGGAAUCCCUUUAUUACAGGGAAUGUAUGGAGAUGUUUCAGUAUCUUUAAUGGUACAAAUUGUAAUGUUACAGAGCCUUGUUUGGUAUACUUUGUUAUUGAUUUUGUUUGAAUUUAGGGCUGCUAAGAUUAUGAUUUCUCACAAGUUUCCUGAUUCUGCUGAUUUAAUUUCAGCCGUUGAUGUACAUUCUGAAGUGAUUUCACUUCAUGAGAAAGAUGAAUGUUUGGAGACUGAAAUUCAAGUUAGGGAAGAUGGGAAACUUCAUGUGAGAUUGUGGAAAUCAGCUAGUGUAAAAUCAGAUUAUUUUUCAAUAAAUUAUUCUAGUUUUGGGGAUUGUUUAAAUGAUGCUAUAAAUAGGAAUGUUAGUGGGGUUGGUACAUUGAGGUCAAAAAGUUUGAAUAUGGUUCAAUGUGGUAGAGGUGGUGGUGGUAGUGAUGGUGGAUAUAGGUCGAGAGAUAAGAUAUUCUUGCCGGUGAUGGGGCCUACGUUGGUGAGCAUGAGGGAGGAGGAAGACGAAGAAAAGAUUAAUUCUAAAGAUGAUAAUUAUUAUGAAAUCAAUGGGCUCAAUCGUGCCAAUAAACCUUGUGGAGAAAAGCACGAAAUUGAAGGCCCAAAAUUGUUAAAAUUCUUUUCAAGAUCAAGAAAAGUACAACCAGAAAUUGCCAUCCAAUGUGAACCAGAGCCCAAUAUCGAGCCAAAGCCCGAUCCUGAGCCCGAGCCCAAACCCAAGCCCGAGUCUGUUCCCAAAUCCACUUAUUUGCCUCCUGCUCGUGUCAUGACUAAGCUCAUCUUAACCAUGGUUUGGAGAAAACUCAUUAGAAAUCCCAACACUUAUUCUAGUCUUAUAGGCCUUGCUUGGUCCUUGAUCUCGUUUAAGUGGAAUGUUACAAUGCCAACAAUUGUAGCAAAUUCUGUCAAAAUUAUGUCUGAUACAGGACUCGGGAUGGCAAUGUUUAGUCUUGGUUUGUUCAUGGCAUCACAACCUAGAAUAAUUGCUGGUGGCAAGGCAAUGGCUGCUUAUGGAGCAGCCGUAAAGUUCAUCGUCGGUCCGGCAAUCACGGCGGCCACUGCAGUCGCUGUUGGCUUAAGAGGAAAUCUCCUACGUAUCACCAUCGUACAGGCAUCUUUACCACUUGGAAUUCUUCCAUUUGUCUAUGCUAAGGAGUACGAUGUUCAUCCUGAUAUUCUUAGUACAGCGGUAAUCUUUGGAUUGUUGAUAGCAUUACCAAUUACACUGGUUUAUUUCAUUUUAUUGGGCCUAAUUAAGUGAGAAAAGAAUCAAUUGUAAUAUUUGUACUACAAUUAUAAAUUUUUAAACUAUUUUCAUAAAUUAUUU
This is a messenger RNA of Amaranthus tricolor (Joseph's coat), 1683 nucleotides long. RefSeq names its product auxin efflux carrier component 2-like. Gene Ontology annotation, biological process: auxin polar transport; auxin export across the plasma membrane. The transcript has 6 exons. Gene Ontology annotation, molecular function: auxin efflux transmembrane transporter activity. Gene Ontology annotation, cellular component: plasma membrane; endoplasmic reticulum. The coding region runs from base 1 to 1617 and encodes 538 amino acids. The record is from RefSeq and is a predicted model, not a curated record. NCBI's taxonomy places the organism in Eukaryota, Viridiplantae, Streptophyta, Magnoliopsida, Caryophyllales, Amaranthaceae.